GUAUGUUCCAUUCCAUCCAACUCCAAUUAAACUUGUUGCAACUUGUGUUCUAGUGCUCCUACAAGUCACUUUAACAAAGAAGCUAGAAUCUUCAUUUGUUUCUUUCAACUUCCCCAAACUAAGGGUUACAAUUUGUUGUGCCUUUUUUUUUCUUUUCAUCUAGUUCUUUACACUUAACACUCACUAUAAGCCAAUAGGUAUCUUAAUAUCAAGUGUCUUAAUUUUGAGUAGAAUUUAUUUUCUUUCUUAUUUUAGUCUCAAGUAGUAGAAACUAUUUAAAUUUCAAAAUGAGGUACUCUCCUAUUUUAAUACUAUUAUUCUCUAUAUAUUUUCUUACUUUGUUUCUUUCUGUUGAAGCAAGACACCAUUCUCAUACAAAACACAAACAUUAUCACAAUCCACCAUCUGAAAUUUCAGUACCUCCUUCUCCACUACCUUCACCACCCUAUUCUAAACCUCCUUCUCCACUACCUUCACCACCAUAUUCUAGUGCUCCUCCUCAAGAACUUCCUAGUCCUCCCCCUACUAGUAAUAAUAAUAAUUGCCAAAAUGUAUCUGGUUUAUUCGAUGUACGAACAUUUGGUGCUGUUGGAGAUGGAAUAACUGAUGAUACUGAGUCUUUCAAAAUGGCUUGGGACAGUGCUUGCCAAAGUGAAUUACCACUUAAUGUUAUCUUUGUUCCUAGUGGUUUCUCCUUCAUUGUUCAAUCUACUAUUUUCACAGGUCCUUGUAAUGGUGGAUUAGUACUAAAGGUUGAUGGCACUCUUAUGACACCUGAUGGACCUGAGUCUUGGCUCAAAAACAAUAGUAGGCGUCAAUGGUUAGUCUUUUAUAGAAUCAACGGUAUGUCACUUGAAGGAAGUGGAACAAUUGAUGGCAGAGGACAAAAAUGGUGGGAUCUUCCUUGUAAGCCUCACAAGGGACCUAAUGGAACAACAUUGCCAGGACCUUGUGACAGCCCAGUUGCUAUAAGAUUUUUCUUGAGUUCGAAUUUGACUGUACAAGGACUUAGGAUUAAAAACAGCCCUCAAUUCCAUUUCAGAUUCGAUGGCUGCCAAACUGUUCAUGUAGAAUCGAUCGUCAUAACAGCUCCGGCGUUAAGCCCGAACACGGAUGGAAUACACAUAGAAAAUACUAAUGAUGUCAAAAUAUAUAACUCUAUUGUCUCCAAUGGUGAUGAUUGUGUUUCCAUUGGAACCGGUUGCUUUGAUGUUGAUAUUAAAAACAUUACAUGUGGACCAGGUCAUGGCAUAAGCAUUGGAAGUUUGGGAAACCACAACUCAAGAGCAUGUGUAUCAAACAUAACCGUACGAGAAUCAACUAUAAAAAUGUCGGAUAACGGGGUAAGAAUCAAGACAUGGCAAGGUGGAUCAGGAUCAGUAUCAGGAGUAACAUUUAAGAAUAUUCACAUGGAUACCGUGAAAAAUCCAAUUAUAAUCGAUCAAUUUUACUGUCUGAGUAAAGAUUGCAGCAACAAAACCUCUGCAGUUUUCGUAUCAGACAUAGUUUACACAAGCAUAAGAGGAACUUAUGAUAUCAAACAUCCUCCUAUGCAUUUCGCGUGCAGCGACUCCGUCCCUUGCACAAACCUGACUCUCUCUGAUGUUGAGCUUCUUCCUUCUCAAGGAGAUAUGUUAAGUGAUGCUUUUUGUUGGAACGCUUAUGGAAAUUCAGAGACAUUAACUAUUCCUCCAGCUUUUUGCUUGCUGGAUGGUAUUCCUGAUUCCAUUUCAGACAAUGAUAUUAAUCAAUGUUGAUGACCGUUUAAAUUCUGUAAAGUGAAAAUGUGUGUGUAUAUAAUUAUUACAAGAGAAGUGAUUUAGGAAUAUAUAGAUAUGUAGUAUGGUUUUGAGUAUUUGGAUUUGAUUGAAUGAUUGUUGAGGAGUUGUUUUUAGAUGCUCUUCCACAAUUGUUAACCAUGUAUUGUAUAUUUUCAAUUUGAAAUUAAGGUUUGGACUUGUUAGUUUGAA
Lathyrus oleraceus (garden pea) is the source of this 1970-nucleotide messenger RNA. Its product is annotated as polygalacturonase At1g48100. Gene Ontology annotation, molecular function: polygalacturonase activity. Bases 288 to 1757 code for a protein of 489 amino acids. Gene Ontology annotation, biological process: carbohydrate metabolic process. The record is from RefSeq and is a predicted model, not a curated record. NCBI's taxonomy places the organism in Eukaryota, Viridiplantae, Streptophyta, Magnoliopsida, Fabales, Fabaceae. The transcript has 6 exons.